Molecule: messenger RNA, 2221 nt
Organism: Oncorhynchus gorbuscha (pink salmon)
Lineage: Eukaryota; Metazoa; Chordata; Actinopteri; Salmoniformes; Salmonidae
Product: EF-hand calcium-binding domain-containing protein 6-like
Exons: 8
Coding region: 1-1269 (422 amino acids)
Molecular function (GO): calcium ion binding
Source: RefSeq, a predicted model, not a curated record
AUGAUUGUGAAAGAUGUCAUCAACGAUCACACCUUUGAUGGGAUAAAAAUGAUGGAAAUCGGUGUAACAUUUGGCCUGGAGGUCGCGGAACCUGAGUUUGACCAGCUGCUGGACAGGCUGCCCCUGGACAAGGACGGAAAUGUCCAGUACCCAGUCUUCAUGGCCGCUUUCGACACAAGGAGAGGAGUUCCCAGCCUUUUCGAGGCAAGUCCUGCGGGGAAUUUGGGGCGUACAAACGAAGAACAGGAGGGGCUAAACGUGCAACUCGAGAAUGAGGAGAGUGGGACUCUGGGACGGGGACGGAGUGUGGCACAGCUGUUCCAGAUCAUCAAGGCCCUGGUGAAGAACCACUACCAGGCAGCAGAGCGAGUCUUUGAGAAGCUGGAUGAGAAGAACACCAAACGUCUCAGUCAAGAGACCUUCUACCAGCUUCUAAAGAGAUUUGACAUCCACCCCGAAGUGAGCCGGGGGGAGAUCCGACAUCUUUGGGUCACUUUGAUUACCAACCAGGACAGGACGCUGGAUUUCUUGCAGCUUGCGCGCCACUUUGGCUACUCUCCCAAGUCCUCGUGCUUUCCCAACGCCAAGCGCAGCCCCCCGAAGAAAGGGGAUGAGAAUCUCCGGCAGUGCUCCAGAAAGCUCCACUGUGUGUCUGACAUACUUGCAGAUGGAGUGCGUGCCAAGGUGGAGCUGUCAUUGGAUGAGUUGCGGGCGGAGUUUGAGGAGUUGGAUCCUUAUAGGACGGGGUUUGUGAGCCAGGAGGAGUUCCAGGAAGUGCUGAAAGGUCUGUGUGUGCACCUCGAUGACUAUGAGUGGGAGAUGCUGGCUCGAAAGUUUGACAUCAACAGGGAUGGAAGGGUUUCCUUCGUUGAGUUCCUGAGGCCCUUUGGGAGACGGAAACAGCCGUGGAGGCAUGGAUCCAACUUGGCCGGCAUACUGCAGUUCCAUAACGAAACAGAGGAUCUGUCUGCAGAGAAAGGCUCUUCCUUGUGUGACCAAGUACCACUGAGCUCAAGACUAAGGAAAAAGCUUCAGCGGCAAGGCAAGAUUCUGCGUCGGGCCUUCCACAGGCUGGACAGCUCCGACAGUGGCUACCUCUCCCCAGGCGAGUUCCGAGCGGCUCUGCGGCUGUGUGACGUACCCUUGGACCCGAAGGAGUACUACCAUGUCUUGGCCGGGCUGGACCGAGACCUGGCAGGCCGGGUGGCCUAUCGCCGGCUGAUCCAGGACAUACGCAAGAGAAGAACCUCUGGGACUAGAGUAAAGUAAAGAGUCAUCAUCAAAUUGUUUUUUUCUGGUUGAUGUGACGUCAGAUUAUACAACAAAUUUAAGAUGUAUUUUCCUGGUCACUAAAAAGAUGUCUAAAUUAACAUCCUUUUACAAUCGCAUCCUUUUACAAUCGCCUUGAUGUUACAAAAUAUGCCAGCUUGUCAUUGCAACCAGAUUUGCCUGCUGGGCAAAUCAGCAGGGGCAAUUUGCUUUGCAUUAGGUUGUCAAAAUGACAUACAAACAACAUUUAGACAUCAAAUCAAAUGUAUUGGUCACAUACACAUGUUGAGCAGAUGUUAUUGCGGGUGUGGCGAAAUGCUGUACAUGACUGUAUUUAUUUAAGUGUCACUCCACAAUAAUACAACUCAGCUAUCACAUAACGUUUUGAGAAACACGUUUCUUAGAGCUUGGUGAAAGUGUGGUUGUCCUCUGGUUGUUUUGCAUUCCCAUUCUGGGAAUGGUGCAGGAUACCCAACUAGCACAUAACAUUCUGAGAAUUAUGUUAUAAAUUAAGAAACUAACUAAUGUUCUUCUGUGAGAAUGCCAGUACUUCAGCAUAACGUUUUCUAUAGGUUUCCUCAUUGUUCUAUUUAAAAUAAUAUUCUCAGGAUGUUCUGAGAACUUUUUUUUUAAACAUUCUUCUGUGGUAAUUUCAUUACUUCAGCGUAACAUUUUCUGCAAGUUUCUUCAUGGUUCUAUAUAAUGUCAUGUUCUCAGAACAUUCAGAGAAAGUAAAGAAACAAUGUAGUUGCUAGGAGUUUCUGGCAGUGGUCUGAGUGGAAGGGGAAAACGGAAAACUAGCUGUUAUUGACAGAGAGGUUUGGAACUCUCGCUCUUAGUAGUUAAUCAAUUAACUAAUUUACCAAUCUUUUCAAACACGUCUCAUACUAAAAGGGCAUUGUCAUAAUUUUCAUGAUUUCCCAAUGUUAUUCCACCGUGUGAAAAUAUAUAC